AUGACUGGCGUUCCGGAGUUGCCAGCCUACUUCAAAGCGGAAGCGCGCCUCAGGGCGCUCAAUUUCCACUGGAGAGAGUUGCAGAGCCUAGGAAACAAUGCGAAGAUCGUCGAAUUUAUCGGCCGGUGGUUGGGACCCGUGGCACUCGGCCAAGACCGUGAUCUCUUAGAUGCCGCCUUGGAGAGUUGCGUGGAUGAAAUCAGCAAGCAACAGCCCACACAGUCUCGAAAGGAAGCCGUCAAGAUUUCAGUCUCGGGCAUUGACGAGCCAUCAUCCGCGGUCCGGAAAGCUGCUCAGUCGGUUUUCAACGCUUUGCUGAGUUGCAAAGAAUGCGCCUGCUCUUGUCCACAUCGUUUUGGGGCGAAGCUGGAGCUAGGUACUUACAGAAAGCCGACGAAGCCCGCGCAACGGGCACGAAGACAUCGGACCAAAAGCACAACAGCGGGGGGGCUGGAAUUCAAGAUGUUUCUUUCCAUGGAACGUAACUGGAACGAGGUCCGAAUCCACACCCUCAGGGAGACACAGGUUGGCUUCCGCCUUCCAGACGACUCGGCAGUGCCCCAUGGGAAAACGGUGUCCGCCGUACGCCAGAGCAUCAAAACGCUAUGCGCGCCAAUGAUAAGGACACAAUCGAAGCCUCUACAGCGACUCGAGCUGAAGCUCACCGGCAAUCAACUGUUCGAGUUGGGAUUUGAGAAGACCAACUUCCGUGUCGACAAGUCUACGGAGGCAAUCUCUCUUUCUCAGUGCUUAGAGGAGCAUCACGAAUGGUUCACGGAGAAGACGAAGCGAGUACUCUCUCUCAUUGUCGCUUAUACCGUCUUUCAUCUUGACAAUACCUCAUGGCUACCGCCAGGCUGGGGAUCAGCAAACAUCAAAUUCUUCCAGACGACAUUACACGAGGUUCCAUUGAGACCGUUCAUCGAAACGCAGUUGAGUAAUAGCAGAGAAGAUGCCGGAGAUGAAUCAUGCGAUCCUUUCGCCGGCGAAGAUUUGGACUCGGACCAUAAUUUCCCGGCAUUGAUCUCCUUGGCUGUGAUUUUGAUGGAAGUGUACUUUGUCAAGCCGUUCGAAAGGCUCGCAAAGAUGCACCGUAUCCAGCUCAUUGAGAACGCUGAUGGCUCUAUCUCCCUGAUAGACGUGGACCAAGUGUUCAAUGGCGUUGAAGACGAAGACGGAGGUGGAGACUGGAGCUCAUUCGGAGACAACCAGAAGCGAAGAACGAAAAGAGAGGAAGAAGGCUGGAGAGAGCAGAUCCCCGAAGACUGCCUCUACCUCUUGACGGCCAUCGAUAACUGCCUGGACAGCGAACAAUGGGAGGACGAAGAGGGGCAGCCCCUGGACCAUCAGACGCUGAGGUCGCGGAUGUACCAAAAGGUUGUUCGGCCACUCGAGCUUCACCUAACCCACGGCUUCAGCAACAUACCUUUGGACGGCGUCGACGAACAUGCCAGAGAAAUCAACUUUGCGCAAUGGGGGCAUGUGAUACCAAGUAGAAAGUCAGAAGACCUGGUCGCUUCGCGUCUCUCGAGCGCUAUCACGCCUGAUCGGACACACUCGCCUGCAAGUCUUCCACUUGCUCAGAACCAAGCCAGCGCCAACCUGAUGGGAGCGGAGCACUGGAGGGGACAUCCUCAGUCUUUGCUCCCAUUCUUGACGUUUCAUCCGAGCCUCAACAUGAAGCCCAGUUUCAGUGUCGAGGUUGAUUCUCACUCAGCUCGGUUUUUUGAUGAUGAGGCAGGACUUUCAGAUGGAAGCAGGAGGUAUGAGAAUUGGAAGACGCGGUACAAGGACGUCUAUGAAAAGUACAUCGAGAACUGUCUGUCAUCCACCACUGCUUCUAACCCGGUGAAAAUCGCGAUUCUGGACACCGGGAUCGACGGAGACCACCCCGUCUUUGACGGCUACGGGGAUUUGAAAGAAAAACACAACUAUUUCAACGAGUCUCACAAGAGGCGAGUGCCGGAUAGCAACGGACACGGCACGUUUGUAGCCAGCCUCAUCCGCGAGUAUGCCCCGGAUGCAGACCUCUACGUCAUCAAAAUCGCAGGUAGAGACAACGAAAGACCAGACGCGCAGGUUGUGAGAAAAGCCAUUGACCACGCGGUCGACGAGUGGCAGGUCAACAUCAUCUCCAUGUCGUUCGGCUGGCCGUCGUCCGAUUUCGACGGCUACGACGACCUCCAGGAGGCCAUAGACAGGGCAUACCACAAAAAGGUCCUCAUGUUCGCCGCGGCGUCCAACAGCGGCGGCAACCUGGGCCGGGCCUAUCCCGCCAGCAGCCCGCACGUCAUAUGCGUUCACUCGACCGACACGCUCGGGAACAGGUCCAAGUUCAGCCCGACCCCCGAGAGGAACGCCGUGAAUAUCGCGACGGUCGGUGACUCGGUGCGCUCGGCGUGGCCGACCUUCCUCUGCGGCGACGGCCCGGGUCAAGAUUACCUCGUCUCCCGCUCGGGGACGUCGUACGCGACGCCGAUCCUCGCUGGCAUCGCGGGGUUCCUCCUGCACUAUACCCGGCUGCAUCUGCCGGAGAGCGCGACGGUGAUGAAGCGGAAGGAGAACAUGGAAGCCGUGCUCAAACGGUGCGCCGAGCGAGGGCCGAACUACUCGCCGAGGGAUGGGUACUUUUACGUGGAGCUAAGCUUGAAUGGACACAACAUGUUUGGCGGGAAGUUGGAAGACGUAAGCUACGAGAUCCUACAAGCCUUAAAGAGGUAG
Molecule: messenger RNA, 2721 nt
Organism: Colletotrichum higginsianum IMI 349063
Lineage: Eukaryota; Fungi; Ascomycota; Sordariomycetes; Glomerellales; Glomerellaceae
Product: Pfs domain-containing protein
Exons: 3
Coding region: 1-2721 (906 amino acids)
Biological process (GO): proteolysis
Molecular function (GO): serine-type endopeptidase activity
Source: RefSeq, a predicted model, not a curated record